Messenger RNA from Racocetra fulgida, 1469 nucleotides. NCBI's taxonomy places the organism in Eukaryota, Fungi, Glomeromycota, Glomeromycetes, Diversisporales, Gigasporaceae. The record is from the annotation of a GenBank genome assembly.
UAUUAGAAAAUCACAUUGAGAAAGAUAAACAAAUUGAUGAAUCAAUCGAUGCGAAUAAUGAAAUAAUGGAGUCUCAAGAAAAUCAAUUUGAUAAACAUGAAUUACAUAAAGAGAUAGUUGAACCACGUGAAGAAUGCACUCAUCAGCGAAUCGUAAGGCUGGAAGAUGUGUUUAUUGAACAAAAGAAUCAAUAUCAGUGCCAUGCAUCAAAUUCUGAAUACGAUGAUGAAAUAGCAAAAUUAGCUACUCAAAUGCUCUCAGAUAACGUUCAUGAUAAUAUUCAAAACAAUGUUCAAGAAGACGUUCAAGAAGACGUUCAAGAAGACGUUCAAGAAGACGUUCAAGAUGAUAAUAUUCAAGACAAUGUUCAAAACAAUGUCGUUCAAGAUAAUAUUCAAGAUAGCAUUCAAGACAGCAUUCAAGAUAACAUUCAAAACAGCAUUCAACAUAACAUUCAAGACAGCAUUCAAGACAGCAUUCAAGACAACAUUCAAGACAUUAUUCAAGACACCAUUCAAGACAACAUUCAAAAUAACAUUCAAAAUGAUAUGCAAGAUGAACCGACCAUUACACUAUCCAGAGACGCAGAUAGUCAAAGUGUGCAAAACUUUAAACCAGAUGAUAUUGCAGAACAAAUUGAACUCGGUGACAUUACAGAACAAACUAGACUAGAUAACAUCGUAGAGCAGGUCAAUUCAGAUGUUGUGGAUGUUAAAGAAUCAAUAGACGAAACAAUAACCGGUUUUGUUGAGAACGUUGAGCAUGAUGAAGUGCCAUCUAUAAUGUUGGUAAAAAAUUCACCAUCAGCACUUUACGAUUCUAUAAAACACAAUGAACAAACCGAAUCUCUUGUUCUCACAUCGCAUGAUAUUGCAUCGGCAUCAAAAAAUGUUGAUACAAAUUUAUCUGUACAUACUGAUCAAGAAAUUGCUUCGCCUAUUAUAUCAACAAUCCAAAAUGAACAUGAUGAUAUAUCAACAGUUGAUAGUUCUGAAGACAGCAAAGAUAAUAAAAUUCAUAGAGAAUGUGUUAUAGACACUGAACAAAUAAAGACGCAAGUGGAUUUAGACGUUACAAUUGCUGAAAAGAUAAAAGAACCCGAGUAUAACGAAAUACCUCAAUUUCAAACUUCAUCAUCACAUCCUAAAAAGAAUAAAGGCAAGACGCCAGUUAGACCUUUUAAUAAAAAGAAACUUAUUGAUGAUAAAAAUCAUAGUGAAAUUAUGCAACAAGAUGUUUCAACAUUAGAUAUUGUAGGUAAAAAAAAUACAGACUCGGUUAAUAGUCCACAUUUGUCUAGGAAUAAAAUUAAUCAGAACCAAUCAAAUUUAAUACAGCCAAUAAUUGCUCAACAUGAUUGUUCGAGAUUGGUGGAUUUAAAGGCUACUCAACCCGAUGUAUUACCCGUAGGAAUAGCAUCUUUACCAUUAGUAAAUCAAUCAAUGGCCUAUUUGAUGUAUUAUCGAAGA